This is a messenger RNA of Letharia lupina, 1032 nucleotides long. RefSeq lists its product as uncharacterized. Gene Ontology annotation, molecular function: transmembrane transporter activity. Gene Ontology annotation, biological process: transmembrane transport. The transcript has 2 exons. Lineage: Eukaryota; Fungi; Ascomycota; Lecanoromycetes; Lecanorales; Parmeliaceae. The record is from RefSeq and is a predicted model, not a curated record. Bases 1 to 1032 code for a protein of 343 amino acids. Gene Ontology annotation, cellular component: membrane.
AUGACGCGGGGUUUGAUCACUCUUACCGAUCCUAGCUAUGACCCUCAUCCCUGGCGUAAUGUCGUGCUCUUCUGGGGAGUCAUCUUGUUCGGCGUCUCGCCCUCACACGUGUCCCGAACAUUCAUCAACGGGGAAAACUGGCCUAACGAUGGACUCUCCUUUUUCGUCGGGCUACUGGGUAACGUGUACGCUUUCUUUGGAGCAGACGGAGCGAUCCGCAUGUCCGAAGAGAUACAAAAUGCCGCGGCCGUUGUACCGAAGGCGAUUGUGUUCAGCAUCGUCUUGAACGGCUUGCUAGGGUUCGGCAUCGCGCUCGCACUACUCUUUUGCAUUGGUGACAUCGACGCUGCUCUUCAUACAAACACUGGUUACCCCUUUAUUGAGAUCUUCAACCAGGCCGUUCAAAAUACCACUGGAGCGGCGCUCAUGACGUCCAUAGUUACUACGCUCUCUCUGUGCGCCACGGUCGGCAUCGUCGCAUCUGCGUCUCGGCAACUCUGGGCUUUUCCCCGCGACAGAGCCGUUCCGGGCCGGGAGCACCUCCAGCGUGUCAAUUCCAACCCCGCAAUCCCCGCGCUCGCCGUCUUCUCGACCACGGCACCGGCCUGUGUUCUCGCCCUCAUCGUGCUCGGCUCUUCCACGGCUUCCAACGACAUCGUCUCGCUCUCCGUCGUCGGCCUUUUCGGCUCCUACUCCCUCGUCGCCGUGCUUCUUCUCUGGCGCCGUCUACGCGGCGACAUCGAGCUCUACCCCAGCUCAGGAGACGGACUCACCAACCUCCCUGGCAAGGAACCCACGUGGGGCCCUUGGCGUGUUCCUGGUGUUCUUGGUAUAAUGACGAACAGCUUUGCUAUCGUCUACCUCAUCAUCGUCUUUUUCUUUAGCCUGUGGCCGCCCGUGAACCGUCCGACGGCUGCGACGAUGAAUUACGGCAGCCUCAUGUUCGGGGGUACGAUGGUUUUUAGCGUGCUGUACGACCUCUUCCGCGCAAGGAAUGUUCAUACAGGACCCGUCAUUCAAGUAGAUCGUUGA